This is a messenger RNA of Aspergillus nidulans FGSC A4, 1125 nucleotides long. Its product is annotated as cardiolipin synthase. Gene Ontology annotation, biological process: phospholipid biosynthetic process; phospholipid metabolic process; lipid biosynthetic process. Gene Ontology annotation, cellular component: membrane. Gene Ontology annotation, molecular function: phosphotransferase activity, for other substituted phosphate groups. Lineage: Eukaryota; Fungi; Ascomycota; Eurotiomycetes; Eurotiales; Aspergillaceae. The transcript is spliced from 4 exons. Bases 358 to 1125 code for a protein of 255 amino acids. The record is from RefSeq and is a predicted model, not a curated record.
CUUUCCCUUUUUUCGCUCCUUUCUUCUUCUUUUCUCAUUUCCCCCUAUAACCGAAUUGCGGUUAGUUAUUCCUUCAGCGUCCUUGUUCUGUUGACUUCAGUGUCCACGUUAGCAGUUUGCUUGCCUGCAAGGACCGUUUAGAGCUUCUUCCUGGACCAAUAUCUAGAUUUUUGACAGAUUGAGAUAAAUGGUCUGAAAAUUUGAACUGGGGCACAUGAAACUUAUUAUUUGCUUAUAGCACUCUAUACCUGGAAAGAGCCAGGUUGAGGAGAUUCAUCGAAAAGGAAAAGAAUAAGCGAUUGUCGGCCGGUAGCCCGACAACAUCGAUUCUGUAGCCUGCAGUAUGGCAGGCUCAAUAUGUUCAAUGGCCAUCCAAAAGACCUGGCUCAAUUCCCACCAGAGGCUGCCAAUGGGUCUUCAGGCUACAGCAAAGAGGGUCAGCGAAGAAACCCGACGCAGAAAAACCAGAGUCUGUUUCACCCUGACCCCAGCCCCGGCUGCUUGGUCCUGACUGUGUGUAGGCCGAAGAAAUCGCCUAUCCUCUCACGGAUUCCGCUUCCUACUGCACAUGAGAAUAUCUACACCAUCCCUAACAUUCUCACCUUUUCUCGCCUGGUCGCUGCGCCUCUGGUUGGCUACUUCCUGGUGCAUGAGCACCAUGCGGCAGCUUUGGCUUUGUUUGCCUACGCAGGCAUCACAGACCUCGUUGACGGUUAUAUUGCACGGCGAUAUAACCUCCAGACCGUUGUUGGCACGAUUAUUGACCCGAUGGCGGAUAAGCUGCUGAUGACGAUUGGCGUCGCUUGUCUUGCCGUUAACGGGUCGAUACCUGGCGUAGUAUGGCUCGCCGUGAUCAUUCUCGGUCGGGACGUUGGUCUCGCGAUUUCCGCAUUCUACUACCGUUGGAUUUCGCUUCCGCCGCCAAAGACCAUGGCCCGGUACUGGGACUUUUCGCUCCCGUCUGCGGAGGUGAAGCCAACUGGGAUCUCGAAAGUCAACACAGCGUUGCAGCUGCUGCUUGUGGGAAGCGCGAUAGCUCUUCCCGUUGUCCCGGAAGCUAAGUCUACCAUUUCCCGCCGUGUUUUUAUGUUUGGGCGCACAGGGAAGCUCUGGCGGUACAAGUAG